AUGCCUCACUCAGUACCUGUGCCCCCAACAGGCCUACAGGCCCUAAUUCUUUGUGGCCCUGGUGUAUCGCUAAAUACAUUCACUUCGAACCCCGAGGAAUACCCCAAAUGUCUUAUCCCUGUGGCCAAUCGGCCGAUGCUUUGGUAUGCCCUGGACUGGUCGAAAAGGAUGGGCAUUACCGAUGUUACAUUGGUCACUCCUCCAUCUUCGCUCGCUCCCCUCCAGGCCGCGCUACGACAAAACCCGCACCUUACCUCGCUCUCCACACCGUCAGUUAUCGCGCCGGCGGAACUUGAAAUGACCACCGGCACAGCAGAGCUUCUUCGUCUUCCUGAGGUACAAGCCUGUAUCAAAUCCGAUUUCCUCCUUCUGCCUUGUGAUCUCGUUUGCGAACUGCCCGGGGAGUCUCUUCUUGAAGCCUGGAUGGUGUCUGGCGGUGAAAAGAACCGCCGCAAUGGACUCAGCAUGUACUAUCAAACCCAGGGCCGAGAGGAGAGUGUCAAGGGCGAAGCAACAGACUUUAUUGCAGUUGCACCACUGGAACAAAAUGAGGCUCCCGUCGUUUCCCACGCCGCACCUCGUUCAUCACUCAGCAAACUCGUCCUCUCUAUGCCCAUGGACACAUUGAAGGAAAAAUUAGAAAACGACAAGGGCUUCCUUGUGCGCCACUCCCUGGUGGAUGCGCAUGCACAAGUGAAAUUGCUGACCACCUACCGGGAUGCGCACAUCUACCUCCUUCCUUACUGGGUCAAGGAUAUGGCUCGGUUGAAUGAACAAUUCCAGUCCGUCAGUGAAGAUCUGAUCGGGUGGUGGGCUAAGUCUGAGUGGCAACAAGGCCUCAGCGAUAAGCUGCAAAUCAACAAAAUCUUCCAGCAGAAGAGCCGCAGUCUAAGCCACAGCCACACACUAGGCGAGAGCGAGAGCCACGACGGCGAAUCUCUCGACGGCGAAUCGCUUGAGGAGGAGAUUGAUCUACAAAACAUGAGCACCACCAAAGCCACCCCCGCCAAAUUCAACACAGCCGCUUCCGAGACCCAAUUCGCAUCGCGUGUCACGACCCCAAGUUCGCAAACCGUCAAAAGCCCCAAGUCAAAUCUGCCACCGAUGCUCGCUUACGUGCAGAAAGACACCACGCCUUUCGUUAGGCGGGUGGAUUCAUCUGCCGUCCUUCUGUCCACCUCGCUCCGUCUUGCGAAGCUGGAGUCCAUUGAAGAGGUUGGUCGGGUUGCUUCAUCGGCAUUCGCCCACACCUCGAAGGUGGCCAACACCGCCAGCAUCGCACAACGCUGUACCGUUACAAGGGGCGACUGCCUGGUCGAUAGUAACUCGACGGUCGAGGAGAAGUGUGUCAUCAAAGAGACCAUCAUUGGUGCCAACUGCCACAUUGCCAGCGGUGCCCGAUUGACUCGCUGUUUGAUCAUGGACGGUGCCGUCGUUGGCGAACGCUGUCAAUUGACGGGUACCAUCGUUGGACGCCGCAGCAAGAUCGGCCGUGAAUCGGUGCUGAAGGACUGCGAGGUUCAAGAUGGAAACGUCGUUCCUGACGAUACGGAUGCCAAGAACGAGAAGUUCAUGGUCUUCGAGGGUCUUGACGAUGAAGAUGCUAUGGAUGCGUCGGAGGAUGACCAGGACUAUUGA
Penicillium paradoxum is the source of this 1638-nucleotide messenger RNA. RefSeq names its product translation initiation factor eIF2B subunit gamma. Bases 1 to 1638 code for a protein of 545 amino acids. The record is from RefSeq and is a predicted model, not a curated record. The transcript has 3 exons. Gene Ontology annotation, molecular function: translation initiation factor activity; guanyl-nucleotide exchange factor activity. NCBI's taxonomy places the organism in Eukaryota, Fungi, Ascomycota, Eurotiomycetes, Eurotiales, Aspergillaceae. Gene Ontology annotation, cellular component: guanyl-nucleotide exchange factor complex; eukaryotic translation initiation factor 2B complex. Gene Ontology annotation, biological process: cytoplasmic translational initiation.